UCCUUCUUGAAAAUCCACCUGCUACGCAAUCACCCGUAUGGUAAUUACCUGUCCUGGCUACCACACAUCUCAGGAAAAAAGGAGUACCUGAAAUCUUUCCAUUCCGUCAGCUGGCUGGCCAGGUGCAUCCCCUUCAACUGGUUGGUGGAAAGGAUGGAGAGGCUUAGGAUCGUCUCUUCAGGGGGGGCCAUGGUGAAGAGGAGGCCCCUGCCAAUGGCGCCCUUCAGGUGGGUGAUGCCGAUCACAGCCAUGAAGAAAAAGGUGCUAUUGAUGGGUAAGAGCGGGUCUGGCAAGACCAGUAUGCGAUCGAUCAUCUUUGCGAAUUAUAUCGCACGAGAUACCCGCCGCCUCGGUGCCACGAUUGAUGUGGAACAUUCUCAUGUUCGAUUUCUUGGAAACCUGGUACUGAAUCUCUGGGACUGUGGUGGCCAGGACACCUUCAUGGAGAACUAUUUCACCAGUCAACGGGACAAUAUUUUCCGCAAUGUGGAGGUUCUGAUUUACGUGUUUGACGUGGAAAGCCGCGAGCUGGAGAAGGACAUGCACUACUACCAGUCGUGCCUGGAGGCCAUCCUUCAGAACUCUCCUGAUGCCAAGAUCUUUUGCCUGGUGCACAAAAUGGACCUCGUUCAGGAGGAUCAACGGGACCUGAUUUUUAAGGAACGAGAGGAGGACCUGAGACGGCUGUCUCGUCCGUUGGAAUGUGCUUGUUUUCGAACGUCCAUCUGGGAUGAAACGCUUUAUAAGGCUUGGUCCAGUAUCGUCUACCAGCUCAUCCCCAACGUUCAGCAGCUGGAAAUGAACCUGAGAAAUUUUGCUCAGAUUAUUGAGGCGGAUGAGGUGCUUCUCUUUGAAAGAGCUACUUUCCUGGUGAUUUCCCAUUACCAGUGUAAAGAGCAACGUGAUGUCCAUAGGUUUGAGAAGAUCAGCAACAUCAUCAAGCAGUUCAAGCUGAGCUGCAGUAAGCUGGCAGCCUCCUUCCAGAGCAUGGAAGUCCGGAACUCCAACUUUGCUGCUUUCAUUGACAUCUUUACUUCCAACACCUAUGUGAUGGUGGUCAUGUCUGAUCCAUCGAUACCUUCUGCAGCCACCCUGAUCAAUAUCCGCAAUGCCCGGAAACAUUUCGAGAAAUUGGAGCGAGUGGAUGGACCAAAGCACAGCCUUCUCAUGCGCUAAGUGUGAUCAUGUGACACAUUGGGAAACAUCGGAACUCCAUUGUGUUCUGGGUUUGCUCUUGCAUUUUGAGAUUUUAAUAUUGCCAUUAUGUAUUCAAGCUUUGACAAAAGUACUGCUUGUCUCCUAGAUUUUUUUCCCCCUGCUCCUCCCCCCUUCCAAAUAAAACCCCAGGUGUACUUACCACCCCUCCCCCCCCAUCUACCUGUGCACUUCUCCGUGCAUAUUAUAGCCACUUACCUAUAAUCCGGUGCCCCCCAGGCCCACGGAUAUAGGGCGUGAUUUCCUUAAACAUCAUCUGAAGAUCUACCAGAUCAUGAAGAAGGUCUUCAAGUAACAGGAAGGGGUCCUGGGGCACGAGGGGAGGGGACUUGCAAAUCUUGUAUUAACUUAGUUCUAAUAGUGAUGCAUGCCGAGCUUUUCCUUUGGAAUAUUCUGCCUCUGAUUAUGAAUGACAUAAAUGGAAUUUUGCUCUUUUAUUAACCAAAUGCUAGAAAGCAUUUUCGAAUCCUUCCUUGUUCUCUAUUAGAAAACAUUUACUCCUUAGGGCCCCCUACUUCCCCGCCCCUUGCAUGUAUUUAUCUUUCCAUUGUAUUGGUUUUGUCCAUUUUGCCAUUGGAUCUUCAGGAAUCCAUCCCCAAUUUAUUCCUGGAGCAGUCCUAUGUUGUUACUCCCCUCGAUGGCAACUUUUUAAUCACUCUUAUAUUAUCUGUAUUAACCUUUAGACAAAAUAAAGUAGUUAUGGCAAAAAGAAA
Sarcophilus harrisii (Tasmanian devil) is the source of this 1928-nucleotide messenger RNA. Its product is annotated as ras-related GTP-binding protein A. Bases 154 to 1176 code for a protein of 340 amino acids. Gene Ontology annotation, biological process: regulation of autophagy; positive regulation of TOR signaling; cellular response to amino acid stimulus. NCBI's taxonomy places the organism in Eukaryota, Metazoa, Chordata, Mammalia, Dasyuromorphia, Dasyuridae. Gene Ontology annotation, molecular function: GTP binding; GTPase activity. The record is from RefSeq and is a predicted model, not a curated record. The transcript is spliced from 11 exons. Gene Ontology annotation, cellular component: lysosome; Gtr1-Gtr2 GTPase complex; nucleus.